Messenger RNA from Triticum aestivum (bread wheat), 819 nucleotides. RefSeq names its product formin-like protein 13. The record is from RefSeq and is a predicted model, not a curated record. The transcript has 6 exons. Lineage: Eukaryota; Viridiplantae; Streptophyta; Magnoliopsida; Poales; Poaceae. The coding region runs from base 1 to 819 and encodes 272 amino acids.
AUGGACAAGGACGGCAUCCUCUGUUGCCACAUCCUCAAGGUGUUCACCCAUGUUGGCGUUGAUGUCAUACCGGAAAGGUACCUGCUAAGACGGUGGACACCUACUGCUGUACCUAGUGCGCCAGAGACUGGUUAUGAGCAACCGGAUGAAAUGCCUCCUCAAUCAAAGAAGCGGAUAAGGGAGAGGAACAUGAUAUACGAUUUUCGGAAACUAGCAAAGUUUGCGAGUGGUUCUGAUCUAGCACAAGCUAUUGUAUACAAGCAUAUGCGUGCAGCACUUAUGCAUAUAUGUGAUGUCAACCCUCAAGGACCUCCUCCCCCUCCUGGCUGUACACGGCAUCCUCCGCCACCUCCUCCCCCGCAUGCUCCUCCCAAUGGCCCUACAGGCAGCACUCAGGGGGCUCGUCGUCUAGGUGAUGCCAACCCUCAAAGACCUCCUCCCCCGCCAGGCCCAACUAGCAGUGCCCUUUGUGCUACUCCCAAUGGACCUACAGGCAGGACUCAGGGGGCUCAUAACCCAGGCGACUACAAUCCAAGUACCAUGACAGGUCGUGCUACUGCAGGUGAUUGUGACGGUCCUACUGCCCCGUUGGAGGCUGCAUCCCUUGCACAAGCUUCUGAUGAUUUUGUGCCCAGGGAUCCUCCAAGGUCUACUACAAAGGGUAGGGCAAAGAGUCGACGGUACAAAUCGGCACUGGAGCUACACCCAAAGAAGAAAAACAAAUGCAGCCAGUGCCAUCUACAGAGCACACUGCUGUUCAUGCACUGUGUAAAAAAAGUUGCUAUUUGUGCCUUUGUUGACAACUGGUUAAAUAUUUAG